CGCUUGGUGUAUCGCUUUUGCCGGUCUACCCCUGACGAUUUGUCCACGCCGUUAUCUGACCCGCGAUCAACGUCUAAGAUGCCGUCUAGACAGUCCACUGUUCUGAAUUUAGAUCUCAGCCCUUCCACUCUCCAAACGAGCGCAAAGACUUCGUCCCCACAUACACCUGGUGCAAGCUCAGAUGGGCCCAGUCCCCUGACGCCGCGAUCACCCAAAUCUUCCUCAAGUUCAACUUUCUUCAAGGGCACAACAAUCCGCUCUGUCACACAAGAAUCGAAUAGCAAAGCAAAUAGCCCCAUCCUACCAGUUUCCCCCGGCCUUACCGCAGAAUCACCUACUCAAGGCGUCACGGCCAUUCCUCAGUACCCUCCCUCGCCACGAGAUUCUCCUAAACACAGUCGUGACCCUUCUCGUUCGUUCUUUGCGAAUUUAAAGGCGCCGAAGGUUUCUCACAGGGCCCAGAGGUCGGAUAGCUCUGGAAAUUCGGGCGAUAAGCCUAGGAGCCGUGGUAGUUCUAGGGAUCGCAGAACGCAGAUAUCGUCAAAGCUGUACGAGUCAACUCCGGACCUUCCCGGUGCCAUUGAACGUGCGGCGCAACAAGAGAAUAACAGUCAUUCUUCCGACGACAAGAACGCGCAACAAGCGGAAAUCAGGCGAGUUGGGACGGAGUCUGAGUCUGGUCAUACUCUUAAGAAGAGCAAACCACGCUUUGCCAAUCUCCUUUCCCGCUCUCGGUCGAUCAGAUUGGACGACUCCUCUGUGAACAGGAUUGCGCAUAGGCGUCCGUCAACCAGCCUUAUGAGACUUGAAGAAAGCGCCAAGAGGGAGGCACAAACGCCCCCCAAAGCAGCAGAAGUCAAGCCCACAGGGAACCCUCAUGCCCGCAGCUAUACAAUUGACCGUCUUACGGAAGUCAACGGUGGCCCGAUACGGAAGGACAGAUAUGGCGGGUCAAUGGUUCCUUCGGCUUCCCUGAGUCAAGUAUCGGGCGCUUCAGCGGCGCUGUUCAAUAAUAUUAAGCAAUCAUCGAGUGGUGCUGCGGAUCGAAUUGGCAAGGCAGGAAAGGGAUUUUUUGGGAAGAUCACACGGAGUGGCAGUACCAAUGAGCGGGAACUCAUUAAUGAUGACAACUAUGUUUGCUCCGUGAUCAAUUUGCCGCUUAUCGAACAAGCCCGUCGAACCCGUAUCGCGAAGCGGCUUGAGGAUUGUAAGGAUAAGACUGAGUUUUGGAUGCCAGCUUUACCGUAUCGUUGCAUUGACUACCUCAAUUUUAAGGGCUGUGAGGAAGAGGGACUUUACCGUGUUCCGGGUAGCGGAAAAGAAGUCAAGCAUUGGCAACGGCGCUUUGAUACUGAGCUUGACAUCAACCUCUUCGAUGUACCGGACCUCUAUGACAUCAAUACGAUUGGCUCCAUGUUCAAAGCUUGGCUUCGAGAAUUACCCGAUGAGCUUUUCCCCAAAGAAACACAGGCCAUGAUCGCCGACAAAUGCGAGGGCGCAACCACUGCCCCACAGAUGCUCAAAGACGAGCUUUCAAAGCUACCCCCCUAUCAUUACUAUCUUCUCUUCGCCAUCACAUGUCACUUAAAUCUUCUGCAUUCCUAUGUCGAUCAAAACAAGAUGGACUAUCGCAACCUCUGCAUCUGCUUCCAGCCUUGCAUGAAGAUCGAUGCCUUCUGUUUCAACUUUCUCGUCUGUGACUGGAAAAACUGUUGGCAGGGUUGCUGGACAGAGAAGGAAUAUCUUCAGAUCGAAAAGGAAAUGGACGAAAAAGAAAGAUUAGCGCAUAUAACACAGGACAUUGGUGCGAAUUUUCCACAAGCCACGAGUGUGGACGAGAGAGCUAUCUCUUCUUCUGGUAGCAGCCAGCCUUCCAUUCAAGAGCAACCUUCUCGUCCUGAGACGGCUAAAGGCCGCAAGAACAAACCCAAGAACAUUGAGACGUCACAUACUAGGAGUAUUUCCCAGCUUCCUGAAUUAGGACCUCCGCUGUCUCCUAUUCAAAUAUGA
Molecule: messenger RNA, 2010 nt
Organism: Aspergillus nomiae NRRL 13137
Lineage: Eukaryota; Fungi; Ascomycota; Eurotiomycetes; Eurotiales; Aspergillaceae
Product: putative Rho GTPase activator (Bem2)
Exons: 4
Biological process (GO): signal transduction; regulation of GTPase activity
Cellular component (GO): cytoplasm
Source: RefSeq, a predicted model, not a curated record